CCCCGCAGGUUCACGUUUGUCUUUUCCGUAUCUCCUCCUAUCCCCGGCCUCGCUUUUGCCUUCCCCCUCCUCCCGUCUACCCUCCCCUCACACACAGUGCGGUAUCUUCCCGAGCUCCAUUGCGGAUGCUGCUGGGCCUGCGCCAUAUUGUGCGAUCACAGGGAUAUUGGGUUCAGCAUCACAACAUAAAUCGCAGCCCGGGAGCCCCGACACCGCCGCCCGGGAACCGCGACACCACCACCCGGGAGCCGCGACACCGCCGCCCGGUGACUGUUAGCGGACUGAGUACACAAUGUCUCAGGCGGUGCAAAUGAAUGGGGCUCAACCCCUGAGCAAAACAUGGGAACUAAGUCUGUACGAGUUGCAAAGGACGCCACAGGAAGCAAUAACGGAUGGUUUAGAAAUAGUGGUGUCCCCCAGAAGCCUACACAGCGAAUUGAUGUGUCCAAUUUGUCUCGACAUGUUAAAGAACACAAUGACAACUAAAGAAUGCUUGCAUCGGUUUUGCGCCGACUGCAUUAUAACUGCUCUAAGAAGUGGAAACAAAGAGUGUCCUACGUGUCGGAAAAAAUUGGUGUCAAAAAGAUCUCUUCGUCCAGAUCCAAAUUUCGAUGCUCUAAUAAGCAAGAUCUAUCCCAGUCGGGAUGAAUAUGAAGCACAUCAAGAAAGAGUGUUAGCCAGGAUCAGCAAACAUAAUAACCAGCAAGCUUUGAGUCACAGCAUAGAGGAGGGACUGAAGAUACAAGCCAUGAACAGGUUACAAAGAGGCAAGAAGCAGCAAGUGGAAAAUGGGAGCGGAGCCGAAGAUAACGCAGAUAGUUCUCACUGCAGUAACGCGUCCGUACACAGUAACCAAGAAGCCGGUCCCAGUAAUAAGAGGACCAAAACAUCUGAUGAUUCCGGUUUAGAACUGGAUACAAACAAUGAGACCGUGACAUUGGAUCCUGCGUUGGAUGGUGCCAGUGAGAUUGAAUUAGUGUUCAGACCUCACCCAACACUGAUGGAGAAAGAUGAAAAUGCUCAGACCCGGUACAUUAAGACAUCAGGUAAUGCUACAGUUGACCACCUAUCAAAAUAUUUAGCUGUGAGGUUGGCACUUGAAGAAUUUCGGAGUAAAGGAGAAACCGAUCAGAUGAGCCUCAAUGCUGCCAGUGAGAAACAGUAUACUAUAUACAUUGCAACAGCCAACGGCCAAUUCACAGUGCUAAAUGGUUCAUUUUCCUUGGAGUUAGUCAGUGAAAAAUAUUGGAAGGUGAACAAGCCAAUGGAACUGUACUACGCACCAACCAAGGAACACAAAUAGUGCCAGACUUUUAGCAGAGGAGGCAGACGCUCUCGUAGACAAUACCUCUUUUUAAUACAAGCGGCUCCUGGAUAUUUUGCACAGCAGACAUCACUAAUGCAAUUUCAGAAUAAACAUUCUGACAAUAACUAGCCACCAAAACAAGCGGCUUGCAACAUGGAGGAAGAUCUUAUCCUAUUACAAAAUCCAUGACGGAGUGGGGGGGUUUUUGUACUUUUUUUUGUGUUUUUCUAAUACACAUUUAUUUAUUAAAUACGUUGAUCGAGUUGUCAAA
Messenger RNA from Spea bombifrons (plains spadefoot toad), 1577 nucleotides. It is a transcript of the gene RNF2, whose product is annotated as ring finger protein 2. The record is from RefSeq and is a predicted model, not a curated record. The transcript is spliced from 7 exons. Gene Ontology annotation, cellular component: ubiquitin ligase complex; PcG protein complex. Gene Ontology annotation, molecular function: chromatin binding; ubiquitin protein ligase activity. Bases 293 to 1303 code for a protein of 336 amino acids. NCBI's taxonomy places the organism in Eukaryota, Metazoa, Chordata, Amphibia, Anura, Pelobatidae.